Molecule: messenger RNA, 4071 nt
Organism: Cebus imitator (Panamanian white-faced capuchin)
Lineage: Eukaryota; Metazoa; Chordata; Mammalia; Primates; Cebidae
Gene: SOST
Product: sclerostin
Exons: 2
Coding region: 1837-2478 (213 amino acids)
Biological process (GO): negative regulation of Wnt signaling pathway; ossification; negative regulation of BMP signaling pathway
Molecular function (GO): BMP binding
Source: RefSeq, a predicted model, not a curated record
GUUCCAGGGAUGGAUCCUGCUGUCUCUAAUGCAAAUGGUCCAGCUGCUCCCAACAGCAGGUGGGGCUAUAAGCACCCAUCCUAUCUGCUCAAGGAACCCAGGCAUCAGAACUGCUCUCUCGCAAGUCCAUUGCAAGAAGGCAGUUGUCUGGCCACGAGAGGGUUAACAGUGCACAUUCCAGAGCAAGGGAAAAGGAGGCUGGAUGGUCAGACAAGGAGAGGGGGUGUGGAGGGCCAGCUUCUCACAACACUACCGGCUCUGCUGGGAGAGAUAGAUCACCCCCAACAAUGGCCACAGCUGUUUUCAUCUGCCCCAAAGGAAACUGACUUAGGAAGCAGGUAUCAGAGAGGGCCCUUCCUGAGGGGGCUUCUGUCUGGCUUGUAAAACUGUCAGAGCAGCUGCAUUCAUGUGUCGGGUGAUGGAUGAUGGAAAGGACGACAGUCAGCUGCAGAUGGACACAGCCACUUGCAAGCUGAGGCAGGUGGCAAAGGCCUUGCAGAGGGUCUGCAGGUGAUUUCAAUGAAUCAAUGAAACUGAUUCAUUGCCCAGUUAAAAUACCAGGAGGAUCUGGGCCGUCUCUUCCCAGGAGCUGCUCAUCCUCAAACAAUCUGUCUUCAAUGAAAGCCUCCUCCAACCCUCCUUUCUAUUCUUGCACCUCAGGUGUGAACCUUUCUCCCCACUGCCUCUACCUGGCCCCCAGCCCUGUGCCCUUCAUUCUAUGCAGAGCCAAGGUGGCAAUUUCUCUUAGCUUCUUUGUGACUGGUUGGUCCUGGGAUGGCUUCAUGGAACACAACCUGUGGUAUGCACCAAUGAAACUUUCCAUGUAGGACUCAAACUGUUUUUGAAAAAUGUAAGCGGCUGCAAGGCGAGAAAAAAAAAUGUCAGCACUAGAAAUGCUGGCCAUAGCUUUUGCUGAGGAAAGGAAUUUGGUGUUAUCUGCUCGCACCCACAGCCUGGUUGGGAAAUGACUGUCUUCAGCCCAUCCCACUGCGAGCCACAGUGAGUGUCCUGGCUCGGAAAUGCCUGUCACGGUACACAGAAUCCCCGAGGAGCAUGAGCUGGGAUUUCCUCUGUGAGCCGCAUCAUGGGAGCCUGAAUGACCAGCACAUCCUCCACUUGUAACCAGAGUCCUGUCCCCUCUCCCAAGUGGCCACCCUUACUCUGGCCCUCUAAUUCUCUCUCUUGCCUUCUAGAAAAUGCCAAGAGAGGGGCUUCCUUGGUCAGGACAGUCAAUGCUGAGACUCGUGGAGUUGGGGCCAAUGGGAUUUCUUAAAAAGCAUCUUUCUGCCUCUGGCUGGGUCUAUGGGGGUCAAACAGACACCCCUUGGGCCAUUUGUUGGUGGGGUAACAAAUGAACUUGGCUUGAGAAAUGGAAUAGGCUGGGCUCAGCCCUGCAAAGCACUCGGAACUGCAUACUUUCUUUGUUGAAUGGGUCCACAGUUUGUUUUGAGAAUGCCCGAGGGCCCAGGGACAAUUAAAAGCCGGAGCUCAUUUUGAUAUCUGAAAACCACAGCCGCCAGCACGUGGGAGGUGCCGGAGAGCAGGCUUGGGCCAAGCCUCACACGCCCCCUCUCUCUGGGUCACCUGGGAGUGCCAGUAGCAAUUUGGAAGUUUGCUGAGCUAGAGGAGAAGUCUUUAGGGAGGGUUUGCUCUGAGCACACCCUUUUCUCUCCCCCCCCAACCCGGGGCUGAGGGAAACAGGGGACCAGCCCUGCCCCAGCCUGUCCUCAUUGGCUGGCAUGAGGCAGAGGGGGGCUUUAAAAAGGCGACCGUGUCUCAGCUGGGGACCAGAGCCUGUGCUACUGGAAGGCUGCGUGCCCUCCUCUGGCUGGCACCAUGCAGCUCCCUCUAGCCCUGUGUCUCGUUUGCCUGCUGGUGCACGCAGCCUUCCGCGUGGUGGAGGGCCAGGGGUGGCAGGCCUUCAAGAACGAUGCCACGGAAAUCAUCCCUGAGCUGGGAGAGUACCCCGAGCCUCCACCAGAGCUGGAGAACAACAAGACCAUGAACCGGGCGGAGAACGGAGGGCGGCCUCCCCACCACCCUUUUGAGACCAAAGACGCGUCCGAGUACAGCUGCCGCGAGCUGCACUUCACCCGCUACGUGACCGACGGGCCGUGCCGCAGCGCCAAGCCGGUCACCGAGCUGGUGUGCUCCGGCCAGUGCGGCCCCGCGCGCCUGCUGCCCAACGCCAUCGGCCGUGGCAAGUGGUGGCGCCCGAGCGGGCCUGACUUUCGCUGCAUCCCCGACCGCUACCGCGCGCAGCGCGUGCAGCUGCUGUGUCCCGGCGGUGCGGCCCCGCGCGCGCGCAAGGUGCGCCUAGUGGCCUCGUGCAAGUGCAAGCGCCUCACCCGCUUCCACAACCAGUCGGAGCUCAAGGACUUCGGGCCCGAGGCCGCGAGGCCGCAGAAGGGCCGGAAGCCUCGGCCCCGCGCCCGGGGCACCAAAGCCAACCAGGCUGAGCUGGAGAACGCCUACUAGACUCCACCCGCACCCCACCCUGUGGCGGGCGACCCGGCCCUGUGCCCCACGUUUCUGUCCUCUGCGCGUGGUUCGACUGUUUAUAUUUCAUUGUAAAUGCCUGCAACCCAGGGCAGGGGGCCCAGACCUUCCAGGCCUUGUGGCAUCCCGGGCACCGGCAAGGCCCACCUCGGCCGGCCAGCUGAGGGGUCCCGCGGGGUAGGGGAGGGAGUUGAGAGUCACAGACACUGAGCCACGCAGCCCCGCCUCCGGGGUCGCCUACCUUUGCUGGUCCCACUUCAGAGGAGGCAGAAUUGGAAGCGUUUUCACGGCCCUGGGGGUUUAAGAGAGCCGUAUGGGAGUGUGACAAGUCCAGGGACAGGUUAAUAAAGUUGGAUAGGAUUCCCCCUGCACCUCACUGCCCAUCAGAAAGCCUGUGGCGUGCCCAGAGCACAAGACUAGGGGCAUCUGUAGAUGUGGUUUCUAGUCCUGGCUCUGCCACUAACUUGCUGUGUAACCUUGAACUCCACAAUUCUCUUUUGGGACCUCGAUUUCCACUUUGUAAAAUGAGGGUGCAGGUGGGUUUAGGAUCUCGAGGGGUCUACUGGCAUAUGAGUCCAAGCACUCCAGUGCCUUUUGAAUGGGCAGAGAUGAGAGAGAGAGAGAAUAAAUGAAUGAGGUUGCAUUGACUCAAUGCCAAUGUCACUUCCAGGAUUCAGAAUUCAGAGUUGUGAUGCUCUCAUCUGACAGCCAAAGAUGAAAAACAAACAGAAAAAAAAAAAAAGAGUAAAGAGUCUAUUUCUGGCUGACAAACCCCUGGAAGAAGCUAUGUUGCUUCCCAGCCUGGCCUCCCCAGAUGUUUGGCUACCUCCACCCCUCCAUCUCAAAGGAAUAACAUCAUCCACUGGGGUAGAGAAGGAGAGGGUCCUGAAGGUGGUGGGAGGAAUAGAAAUCACAUCCCCCCCUCCCCCGCAACUUCUCAAAGAGCAGCAUCCCUGCCCCGACCCACAGCCAUAUUUUACAGUCACCUUCUGAAGAGAAGUUCAAGGUCCCAGGACAGUGGUCUAGCCGGCCCGAGAGAGCAGCCAUCACACCCUCCCAGACCAGCACAUCCCUUCUGAGAUGCCACCUUCUGCCCACCGCUCACAGACACAUUUCUGCCUAGAAAAUGGCUUCCUCCUCCUCUUACAUGUGACGGCAUUUCUUACACUAAAAGAAUAUUAUUGGGAGAAAAAUCACAAGUGCUGUACAUAUGCUGAGCGACUGCAGAGCAUAAUAGCUGCCACCCAAAAAUCUUUUUGAAAAUCAUUUCCAGACAACCUCUUACUUUCUGUGUAGCUUUUGUUUUUUUAAAAAAUGUUUUAAACAGAAGCACAUGCCGUACGAAAGCCUGCAGGACUGGUCGGUUCUUACAAUCCUUCCACGUGGGACUUGUCCACAAGAAUGAAAGUAGUGGUUUUUAAAGAGUUAAGUUACAUAUUUAUUUUCUCACUUAAGUUAUUUAUGCAAAAGUUUUUCUUGUAGAGAAUGGCAAUGUUAAUAUUGCUUAUGAAAUAACAGUCUUUUCUUCCAGGCCAGAGACAUUGUUAAUAAAGACGAUGAAUCAUGACCAAA